AUGGCCAGUUUUACGAAUGGACCUGUUACAGAUGGUUUAUGGGUAAUGAUGGCACAAGAAGAAACACAAAAGGAAGAACUUGAAGCGCUAGAAGCAAUAUAUCCGGGCGAAAUAGAAGUGGAAAAUCGAGAAUAUCCGAAUGUAACAUUCAAGAUAAAUCUGCGGUCCAAUACUGCUUCCGAAACGCCGAAUGCAUUACCCGAUGGAGGAGAAUCUGGAGCAGAAUCCUUCACAGUGGUCCUUUUGUUAAGGUUACCCAAAGACUAUCCGGAUGUAAUACCAGAAAUCGACUUGAUUGGACUUGAUGAAAUGUUUAGUGAAGAACGUAUCGAAAUGUUAAUAGACGACUUAAAAACAAUUGCUAGUGAGAACGUCGGUAUGCCGAUGGUGUUCACCAUUGUUUCGUCGUUACAGGAUCAUAUGGGAAGUCUCAUUGAAGAGAAGAAUUUGGAAGCUCUGCGUAAAGAAGAGAGGAAAAAAGAAGAGGAGGAAGCAUUGACGAGAAAGAAAUUCGAAGGUACCAGGGUAACACACGAAUCGUUUAUGAUCUGGAAGAAAAAAUUCGAUGAGGAACGAAUUGCAUUAAAAGAGAAACAAAAUGUGCAAGAUGCGGCCGCUUUGAUGGGUAAAUUAACUGGACGUCAGUUGUUCCUUCGGGAUGCAACGUUGAGUUUAUCUGAUGUGGUAUUGAUGCAAAAUGAUGCCGUUGAAAUUGACGAGAGUUUAUUCGAAGAGGUGAAUUCAUUUUUGAGUGCCAUUUUAAUUGAUUUGGGAGAUCUGGAUAUCGAGGACAGCGAUGAAGAGCCUUAA
This is a messenger RNA of Anisakis simplex (herring worm), 810 nucleotides long. NCBI's taxonomy places the organism in Eukaryota, Metazoa, Nematoda, Chromadorea, Rhabditida, Anisakidae. The record is from the annotation of a GenBank genome assembly.